Messenger RNA from Exophiala bonariae, 3153 nucleotides. RefSeq lists its product as uncharacterized. Lineage: Eukaryota; Fungi; Ascomycota; Eurotiomycetes; Chaetothyriales; Herpotrichiellaceae. The transcript has a single exon. The record is from RefSeq and is a predicted model, not a curated record. Gene Ontology annotation, molecular function: RNA binding; protein binding. Gene Ontology annotation, biological process: positive regulation of transcription by RNA polymerase I; positive regulation of rRNA processing. Gene Ontology annotation, cellular component: nucleolus. The coding region runs from base 1 to 3153 and encodes 1050 amino acids.
AUGUCCCAGUCUUCUAAGCGUAAUGCCGAAAUUGCUUUCGAAGGAAAUGACCGGGAAGAUCCUCACAACCAAAAGAAGCCAAGAACCAAGCAACCAACGCCUACUCACCAGACAACCAUUCUCUCCCCUCCCAAAGAAGAGAAUAACGGAGCAGAAUCGCACAGUUCUCAUGGCCGGGUGAGAAGUAGGACUGGCCAUCGGAGAAGCCAAGAGACAAAGUUGAUUAAGGACUUGGGAGACGCACCCGACAAUGUCACUCCGCAAUCCGACAAGGCACAACCCACCAAGGAGGAAGAACUGGCCGCCGAAAACCCAAAGCAUCAGAAGAGGCUAAGGAGAUCACACAAGGACAAAGAAAAGAAUCUUCCGAAGCCUGUGGAUGAGACCGCUGCUUGGCAAUCCUCGGUCCCAUCAACCACACCAAACAAACAACGACAGUCGAAUUCUGUGCCUCAAAAAGCAGAAGAGGAUAGAAGCACUUCGGGGGAGGCGACGCAGAAAAAGUUCAUGCAGGUAGCGCAAGAAGAUGGUCUGGCAGUGUUCAAUGUUCCAAAGGAAAGUGAUCAACUUGCUCUCGUUGCAUCGCAGAAGAAGAAGAAAUCACAGAAACAGAAAACGUCUGAAACCGUGGCAGAAGUCAAGAGACCCAAUGCAGGUCAUAAUUCGAGUCGCUGGUCAAUAUCUCCAAGCAAGGGUGGCAUUUUCAUCGACCAAGAUCCGCUAUUGACAGCUGAUGGAAAGUAUCUACUCCUUCCAACACAUUCUCAACUCCGCGUCUAUUCUACACAAACCUCACUAUUGAUUCGAAGUUUGCAAACCAGCCAUGGCUCAAGUAUCGUCAGCUGUGCAUUGUCACUUAUAGACCCCACUAAGGUCUAUGUUGCUUACACCAACGACAAAAUCUCAUUAUGGGAUUGGACGACAAGCCAAAAGUUGGGCCAAACUGCUACACAGAAUCGCUUACGCCGAAUCUUGCCCAUGGCUUUCGAUGGAAAGGAGGAAACAGUCCUUGCUCUACGCCACGGUGAAGAAAAAAGCAGUUCUGUGGUUGCAUAUUCUGUUGAUCACACCGGCCAGCAAUGUAACCUCGCCACUACCAUAUUGGAGCGACCAUUCAGCAUUAUGAAUAUUGCAUCUUACGCAGCUGGAAGUGUGCUCAUUGCUUCGAGUGCCGGCAAGAUUUUACUAGGAUAUUCACAAGAUAUUCCUAGCAAUGGACAACAAUUGAGUUAUACGUGGAGGGAGCUUAGUAUGUCUGGUUUCAUAACCUCUUUUGAUGCUCGAGUCCGCCCAUAUAAAGCAAAGGGAGCAAGAAGAGUGCCAAUUGUCGACUUGGUGGUUGGUUUUCAGUCUGGCACUAUUAUGAUAUAUCAAGAUCUUCUUUUCAGAUUGAUUGGCAAGGAGAAGAGCACCGAUAAAGAGGACAUAACCCCACGCAAAUUGCACUGGCAUCGAAGUGCAGUGAAUGCAGUCAGAUGGUCACGCGACCAGCAAUAUAUUAUCUCAGGUGGCAAUGAAACGGUACUUGUCAUCUGGCAGCUGAAUACAAACGAGAAGCAAUUCCUUCCUCAUUUGUCGACAUCAAUUCUAAAUCUGACCAUAUCAGCAAAGGGAUCGGAGUAUGGACUUCGUCUUGGUGACAAUUCUGUUAUGGUCUUGUCGACUGCAGAUUUGUUGCCAUCGACGAACAUUACCGGACCUGCAAUCAGUGAGGAUGCAUUGUCUGAUAGACCGAUGUUACUUCAUCCAACAAUAGCAGGUCGCCUAAUCGCAGCCGUCCCAGCUAAUGUCAUAACCAAAAACCAACAGCGAGAAAACAAUGCCACCCUUCUCCAACAAUUUGAUAUCGACUCGGGAUUACAAGUCAGCCGCCAAGCCCUAACAAGGAAUGUUACGACAGUCAAAAAUGUGGCACCUACCGGUAAAGCAGUGGUGGAACCCAAUGUCGAUUAUAUCGCUAUAAGCUAUGAUGGUAAAUGGCUGGCUACUAUUGACAGAUGGACACCCUUAAAAGCAGACAUAGCGUCAAUGUACCUUGAUGGUGACUCAGCAGAUUCUCGUGGCCAUUCUACAGAGACCACAUUAAGAAUCUGGGGUUGGAACGAGGAUGAGAAUGUCUGGGAACUGGUGACUCGCAUCAACGAGCCUCAUCGACCAGGCGAUCGCUCUGUGCUCGGGUUAGUAGCGAACCAAUCGAAGGCUGAAUUCGCGACCAUCGGUUCGGAUUCGACGAUACAAAUAUGGUCACCAAAAGCACGCCACCGAAAUGGGGUCGCUGUGAAGAACAAAACAAAUGAGCAAUUAUACACAUGGUCCAGCUCAAGAUCAAUUGACUGUGGGCAUGAACGUCUCCGUGGAAAUGAACAGGCAAAGUCAGCAACAAUAGCUUACUCUGAUGAUGGCUCGACCAUUGCGGCUUCCUGGUCGUGGUUGGCAUCACAAACGCGGCUAUUACACCUCAUUGAUGCUGCAAGCGGCAAAAUUAGUCUCACUCUUCCAGAUAUUCUAUCACCAAGGGAAGCAAGGCUAGCCUUUGCAGGACGACAUUUGUUAUGUCUGUCAGACACUUUUUGUGUCUUCGACCUGCUUACAGCACAAACCAUUCUCAACAUCAACUUGGACUCUGAAGCCUUUGGCCAGAGGCACCUCGCAACGAACAAGUUUGAAGGCACAGUUGCCAUCAGCAUUUCACCUGUGGAGAAAAACAAAUCAAGCAAGUUACUUUUGUUAAGCAUCACGGGACAAGAUGUCAAGCCUGUCUGGGAGACAUCCGUACCCGGCCUCAUUUUAGGCUUAUUGGCCUCUACCACUGGCUCGGGCUACGUCCUGAUCGACGGAAAGGCCAGGAUCAGCACAUUGAGGUCCAAGGAUGCCACAAUUCAAGGGGCUUUGUCAUCAGCACUGCAACGUACAGAGCCUGCGCAAGUCAGCAAGAGCCUAGACAGUAUUUUCGGCAGAGGCGGCCAGCCACUCCUGACCGCAGGUGACCAGGAAGGACUCAAGGCGGAUGGGUCGAAUGUACUAUCAUCGUCGAAUCUAGAUGCGGUGUUGAACUUCGUUUCCUCGAACCAUGCACCUAGUCCCACAGAGCUUUUUGAGCGGAUCGUUGGUGCAUUUGGUCGGCGAGAUGCUCAGGAAUCUGUGGUUGCAUAA